Rotaria socialis is the source of this 366-nucleotide messenger RNA. The record is from the annotation of a GenBank genome assembly. Lineage: Eukaryota; Metazoa; Rotifera; Eurotatoria; Philodinida; Philodinidae.
AUGACGUCUACGUUGGAUUCGUCAGAACAUUCGAAUCAUAUUGAUGACAAUGAUCAAAAUGUCGUCUCGUCAUCAAUGGUACCGUCGGAUGUUGCUAAUUCGGACGAAAAAAUUGAAGAACCACUAAUAGUUUCCGAAUCCGAGCAAACUGAUAUUGCAACUGAAAAUACAAUCGAUGAAUUAUCAGAAACAAAUCAAAUGCAAACAUCUAAUAUGAUCACUGCCGAAGCUUCGUUUUCCGAAGCAACAUCAGCCGAUUUACCACUAGGAACACAACGUUCUUCUAUUGCGAGAAUUCUCGUUAAACCUGGACAAAUAUUUCGUGUUCAAGUUGAUAAUGAAGUCAAAGAAGUACAUGGUAAGUGA